Molecule: messenger RNA, 2785 nt
Organism: Haliotis rufescens (red abalone)
Lineage: Eukaryota; Metazoa; Mollusca; Gastropoda; Lepetellida; Haliotidae
Product: toll-like receptor 4
Exons: 1
Coding region: 240-2735 (831 amino acids)
Biological process (GO): immune response; inflammatory response; toll-like receptor signaling pathway
Cellular component (GO): membrane
Molecular function (GO): transmembrane signaling receptor activity; protein binding
Source: RefSeq, a predicted model, not a curated record
CGCAAAAAUGGCUAUCAGAGGGGCCCGACUCGCUAUUCGGAUAGUCCCGGAAAAACAAGAGUUGGUCACGAAUGAUGACCUACGAGCUGCAUACAGGUACGGAUUAUCUGUCCCGUGUACAUUAAGUCCCGAGCCUUGCUGUGAUAUUGCUUGAAUUAUGCUAAUACAGGCUUAAAACACAACUCACUCACUUCAAAAUCGUCUUCACCAGAUUCCUUUUUAUUACAGACUCUCCUACGAUGGAUCUGAGAUGCCUCCUUUUGUGUCUAGCACAGAUCAUGUUCCGCAGCCAUAUAAAGGCUGAGGUCAUCGAUCUUUGUAACCUUUCAGCCUGUGACUGUACGGACACAGAAGGCCGUGUAACGGCGGAUUGCCGCAAUGGUGCAUUAACUGAAAUACCAAAGAACCCCUUCAACAACACCCGCAUCUGUGGUCUGAAUCUCGGCACAAACGACAUAUCUGCACUCAAAGGAUAUGACUUUCUGUGGUACACGAAUUUGACAUUCCUUGAUCUGUCCUUUAACUUGAUUUCUGAUAUUGAAAAUAAUACCUUUGUUGGUCUGGACCAACUUCUCUAUUUGGAUCUGGCUGGCAAUAAGGUGUCAUCAUUUCCCAUUCCGGAUGUACUGGCCCCUUUAACAUCCUUACAGAUGCUGAAUAUCAGUGUAACAGAAGGUUUCAUCGUUCGAAACACCAUCGACUUUAACACGUCGUCUUCUGGACAGGUGGGUGUGAACGGAACAUACAGUGAGGGGAUGCACGUGAAAUAUCUGUCUUUCUCUGGUUCACACAUUAAACACCUUUCAGGGGAGACAUUCCACUUCUUCCCAUGGUUAGAAUCUCUAAACAUGUCAUUUUGCAAAAUGGAAACCGUUGAACCUGGCGCACUGUCUUCACUUAUAUACCUCCGCACUCUGGAUUUAUCGGGAAACCGGGAUUUAGGGUUUCUUGGUGUGCAGAACAUUACGACGGGACUGGGUAAUUCCAAACUCAGAAACUUAAUAAUUAACCAAAUCGUCAAAGAGAACAGUAUCUGCGUAAUUGUACCAAAGACUCUUGCGGCCAAUCUACAGAACACCUCCUUAUACAUGUUGGAAGCUAACAAUAACUGCAUCGAGAUAUUUCACGAGGAUGUUUUCAAUCUGUUACCCAAGACGCUGGAGAAGGUUACUAUCCAGAGUACCCGCUUCACAUAUGGGAAUUACGUACAUAAUCUUCAGAACCUUUCGGGUUUAAGAUAUCUGGAUCUGAGUGAACAUCCGAUACAGGGUAAACUACCUGUUGAGCAUAAUGCAUUCUUUGAGUGGAGCUCCAUCUGUGAUGAUAACCAGUGUCUUAUAUAUGAAUACAUCGAUAUUGAUAACCAAGAUGGCUCAAAUGAAUUCUUGCCUCCCAAGGAGAGGGAUAUAAAUGCAUGUUUGGGAAUUCCACCAAAUCUUACAACGUUUAAAUUAAGCAAUCACAGAUUAUCGUUUGAAUUAUCGAAAAUGUGUUUUAAGGAUAACAGACUAAGAUAUAUUGAUUUAUCUAAUAAUGCAUUUACACGUUGGACUGGUCCAGUAUUUGGCUUGGAAAAUGUCACCAAUUUAAAUCUCUCAGGCAACUCUGCCAAUCACAUAUCGCCACACUUUUUCAGCCAUUUUACAUCUCUUACACAUCUAGACCUGUCGCACAACUCAUUUGGUUUUCCGAACAAUCAUUGUAAAGAUAGGCGCUACUUUCGCAAUCAACGCAAAUUAGAAUAUUUGAAUAUGUCUUUCAAUGGUAUUUUCCUCUUGCAUCGAGAUUUCCUUUUCGGUUUAAGAUCUCUUAGAAUUCUAGAUUUGUCCUACAAUUCUAUUUUCAACCUUUCUUUUAAUUUUGAACAUAAUACUCAUCUAAUACAUAUUAACUGUGCAUACAACAAUAUAAAAACGAUAACGCCGUUUGGCAGGUCUCAAAUGAAAUUGUUACCAGAUUUGAGACUAGAUCUAUCUUACAAUCCCUUACACUGCACUUGUGAGAAUAUUGACUUCUUAGAUUGGUUAUUGAGUGCCCACAUUGCAAGUAACCUACAGAGCUAUUAUUGUGUGAACAAAGAAAGAAACACGUUGCCAUUGAAAGGCAAUGCUGAAACAAUCCUGACGGGCCUUAAAGUCGCAUGCUACAAUGUCUUAGGAAUAACCCUGGGGGUUCUCACAACACUUCUACUCAUACUUUUCUUUGUGUCAUCAUUGCUUUGUUACCGGUGUCGAUGGAAAAUUAUAUAUUGGUUUUAUGUUAUCAAACUGAAACUAAGAAAUAACAGAAACGAAUACAUCUGUCUGUUUGACUUUGACGUCUACGUAUCCUACGCCGACCAUGACCUUGGCUUUGUCCGUAAUGACAUGAUACAGAUACUUGAGCACCUUCGUGGAACUCGCCUGUAUAUCCGUGAUCGAGACUCCAUUCCGGGAGCCCCCAUAUCUGAGAACAUCAUCGACGGGAUUAGAAGAAGCAGAAAAACUGUGUUGUUGUUGUCUCGGGCGUUCCUGAAGAAGAAGUGGUGUAGGUAUGAGUUACACAUGGCCAACAUGGAGAGUGUGUCUACUGGCCGAUCUGUGAUGGUCAUCAUCAUGCUUGAGGAUAUUCCUAAUAAGGACAUUCCACUUGAGAUUCUGUAUGACAUUCAAAAUAGUCGCUUUCUUGACUACCCUAAAACAAGCAAUGGAUUAGAACUGUUUUGGGCAAAUGUAACUGCUGCUAUAGAAGGAUAGGCAUACAAGUUGGUGAAAACAAGGUGAUUAUUUUAUUGAUGUAAACAUCG